GCAGAUGAUCUGAUAUAAUCUGUUUGGCAGUUUAAAAUAGAAUGCUUGUGUCUCACAAACCACAUACAUUUUCACCAAACAAAGCCAAUCAAGAGGAAAUGGGUAUUUAUUUAUUGAAUAAACAAUAUUUCAUAUAAUAUUCAGAAGUUGUGGUUUGCAAAACCACUUUGGGUGGACCGAAAUAUGCUGCCUCUGGCGUCGAAAAAUGGACUGUGCCCUCCUACCGACCGAUGCGAAGGGAAAACAGUGGAGAACGGCUCGAGUUGCCAGAGUUUUAAAGGCUUUUGAUUAAUUGCACCGGAGUGAAACACUUGUCAGCUUUCUGUGUUCCCCGAUAAAUUAGAGGCUCAGGAGACUUUACGCAGUCAUUCAGGUGAGGACAGUGCGUGUGCGCGGACAUAUAUCCGCACCUUUCACGCGCAGCACCACGACUGGUUAUAUAUAUUUUUGCAACGAGAAAAGGACUACUAUUUUAAACAGGAUUUUUUUGCAGAGCUUUGGAGGUUUUCAUGCCUUAAUGUGUGUUUUAUAGGACAGCACUUUUAACAAUAAUACAGGUUAAAAAGUGAUUUCAAUGGUUGGAAGACAGUCGAUUCGUAUGGAUGGCAUUGGUUCUGUGACAGUUAUGGAUGACAGUCCCGCAUCAAGCCCUAACUCGAGCCCCAGUCCUGACACGCUCUCAGCGGACAGCCGGCGCGCAGAGGCCCUAUCCCGCUCCAGGGUGGUCCCGUCUAGUGGCCUCGGUGGCAGAGGGAGACCCGCGGCAGCCAACGCAGCGCGCGAAAGGAGUCGCGUCCAGACGCUCAGACAUGCGUUCCUCGAGCUACAGAGAACACUGCCGUCGGUGCCACCGGACACCAAACUCUCCAAACUCGACGUCUUGAUAUUGGCAACUACAUACAUAGCGCAUUUAACAAGAACCUUGCAAGAAGAAGGGGUGGAAGAGGACAAGACAAAACAAACUGAAGCUUUGAACUCACUUAAGGGAGAUGGCUACUUACAUCCUGUGAAAAAAUGGCCGAUGCGUUCAAGAUUAUAUGUCGGUGCCACUGGACAGUUCCUGGGUAACUCAAAUGAAAAUCAAGGGGCAUCUUCAUCAACAUCUCAAACAUAGAUCGUUUGCACAUAAGACUUUUGGAGGUAAUGAAGAAUGAAGGUUAAACAAUUAAAGUUUUUUUUAUUAUUAUUAUUAUAAAUUUUGUUGCAGUCUGUAAAAUUUAACAUGGUUGUUUUUCGCGGCAAAUGAACCAUUUGCAAAUUCAUUGAAAUGAUGAUUAUUGUGCCAUGCAAACAACUGAGUAUUGUGCAUAUUAAUAUAUCCUAAUUAUUUCCAAUAUGUAAAUAAGAUUAAAAUAUUAAACAAAUUGUGCUCUUGGGUUUCUGCUCAGAAUUCUGUUUCUGCAAUUCUAUACGUGUAACUCUGUCUGAAAUUCGUGUGUGGGGUUAAUGAGCUGUUAUGCUUGAGCUGUCGGCUAUGCACUUUCUGUUACAACAUUUGCACUAAAUGCAUGUGUGAAUAACCUAACAUUCGUCAUGUGAAGUGGUCUGUCAGAAUCGCAACAAUAGCAACAUCAUCCCCUUUUCUCCUACCUUCCCUCCUUCAUCUUUUUCAUGUGAAUAGCACAUGUGGAAUAGUGAA
This is a messenger RNA of Cyprinus carpio (common carp), 1639 nucleotides long. RefSeq names its product transcription factor 24. Gene Ontology annotation, molecular function: RNA polymerase II transcription regulatory region sequence-specific DNA binding; protein dimerization activity; DNA-binding transcription factor activity, RNA polymerase II-specific. Gene Ontology annotation, biological process: developmental process; regulation of transcription by RNA polymerase II. NCBI's taxonomy places the organism in Eukaryota, Metazoa, Chordata, Actinopteri, Cypriniformes, Cyprinidae. The record is from RefSeq and is a predicted model, not a curated record.